UUUAUAUAAUUUUUUUUCUCCGGUGGCGGAAACGGGCUUCCAUAGAAUCGUGUGGGUAACCAACGACAUUUAUCUUUCGUGAUGUUUACUGGUUGCCACGGUGACGCGAGAAGGGCGUGCGCGUGGCAGGAAUGUCGGACACGUUCUUUGCCUUUCUGUAGAUGCUGACGUCUUUUUUUAGGGCGGCGUACAAGAAGAGAUGCGCGCGUUCCGGGAUCACGAAGCUCACAAGUUGUUUUAAGCGUGGUCAUGUGACCCGGCCGUUUUCCCGCGGGUACACGCUUCAGAAGUGUUUACAUGCAAGUUACUUUUAGGACAGAACUAUAACAUCUGCCUUGCCUGUGCUGUUAUAGCCCCUCCUUCCUGCCCGGAGCCAUGGGGGCCUUCCUGGACAAGCCAAAGACGGAGAAGCAGAACUCUCACGGGGAGGGUAACAGCCUGCACUACGGCCUGAGCAGCAUGCAGGGCUGGCGCGUGGAGAUGGAGGAUGCGCAUGCAGCCGUGCUGGGGCUGCCAAGCAGCCUGGACGCCUGGUCCUUCUUCGCCGUCUUCGACGGGCACGCCGGCUCGCGCACCGCCACCUACUGCUCGCAGCACCUGCUGGGCUCCAUCAUGGAUGGCACCAGUUUCUGUGGCGACGACCCUGCGGCGGUCAGGAGCGCAAUCCACGCUGGCUUCCUGCGGGUGGAUGAGGACAUGCGCGGCUGCCCGGACCGCAGCGGCUCUACAGCCGUGGCACUCUUGGCGUCUCCGCGCCGCCUCUACUUCAUCAACUGCGGUGAUUCGCGGGCAGUGCUGUGCCGCGGCGGCAGGGUACAGCUGGCCACACAUGACCACAAGCCGGCAGACCCGGUCGAGUGUGAGCGCAUCGUCAGGGCAGGCGGCUCCGUCACCGUGCAGCGAGUCAACGGCUCGCUCGCCGUGUCCCGCGCCCUCGGUGACUUCGACUACAAGUGCGCCAACGGCCGAAGCCCCACAGAGCAGCAGGUGUCGCCGGAGCCCGAGGUGUACGAGGUCGAGCGCAGUGAGGAUGAUGAGUUCGCCUUGCUGGCCUGCGAUGGCAUCUGGGACGUCAUGAGCAACGAGGAUGCAUGCAGCUUCAUCCGUUCGCGCCUGCAGCUGCAGGACAACCUGGAGGAGGUCUGCAACAGCCUGCUGGACACCUGCCUGCACAAGGGGAGCCGGGACAACAUGAGCGUGGUGCUGGUCUGCUUCCCCAACGGGCCCAAGGUGAGCGAGGCGGCCGUGCGGCAGGAGGCAGAGCUGGACCGCCACCUAGAGGCUCGUGUGGAAGAAAUCAUGCAGAUGGAGGAGAACGGCACCCCAAGCAUGGCGGAGGUGAUGCGUGUCCUGGCUUCGGAGGCCAUUCCCAACCUGCCACCAGGGGGCGGUCUCGCUAGCAAGCACGGAACCAUUGAGGCGGUCUACACCCGGCUGAACCCCCAUGGCGAAGACGUGGAUUCCCACGGCGCCGAGGGAGGUGGCACUGCAGCCACCCACCUGCUGGAUGUGCUGCGCCAGUUUCGCAUCAAUCACAGGGGCGAGUACCGGCAAGUCCUGGAGGGGACGCUCUCCAGCUUCUGCCAGCCCUGCGAUAGCCCUAAUCCCGACGAAGGUGACCCAGAAGGCACCGCUCCUUUGCCGGAGUCUGUGACUGGUGGGGAUAUGAGGGGCUGUUCUGGAGAGGCUCCUGCCCCACCCACUGCAUGAACUCUGACCUCUGAGACUCCAGCCGUGCCCAACGCCCCCUGAGCCAGCUGGUCGCCGUCCCUGCGGUUUCUCUCAGGCACUUCUUGCGAUGCCAAAAAACUCCAUUUCUGGUUCUGGGAGACCCGCCCCCCCCCCCCCGUGACUGAUUAAAACACAAAGAGGGUCUCCUGCAUUAGCAUUAUACUACUUGAUCUUCAGAGACUUCUGGGGGCAUUCCAGGAGCCUGGCCACUGCGUUACACAUUUCGUUACACUUUUGACAUGCAUGGCUGUGUUUGGGCAGUCUGUGAACACCCCCUCCCCCACGUUACACAGUCUGCCUGGAUACUUUGGGUCCUGUGACCUCUGGCUCCCUGGCUCUUGCCCCAUCAGCCUGAAUGAGGCGCUGAAGGGGAUCUUAGGGACCGUGUGAAUUUUGCACCUUUUUUGGGGAACAUGAGCCAUGAGGAGUGUCAGGCAGGAGCUGUUUCUGUCUGCAUCCAUGCUGGCGUCAUUUUUUAAGCCCCUUGUGACGGUGUGGACCUGUCAGUAUUAGUGUGAGCGCUGUGCUGAUUGUUCUCAUCACACAGGGGGUUUCAGCGAGGAUUCCCCAGUCGAAAGCUGGAUUCCUAGGAAAGCCCCUGGGUUGCUCUGGAUCUCAGAGAAUGGAGUUUGAUGGCGUCACCGACGUGUGCUGAGGGCUCUCGCAGCACUUAGCCGGACGUCUAAGCCUUUCAUCCUUUCGGUAGCGGAGAGGACAGGGGGAGCUUCUCUUCAGCAGUGUCUUAUUGUAUGAAUGCUUUGGUGGUGGCAUCAUGUGGCGCUUGCCUGCGUUUCCUUAUCACCACUGGGCGGGGUCACAUCCGUGGGCGGGGUCACAUCCGUGGGCGGGGUCACAUCCGUGGGCGGGGUCACAUCCGUGGGCGGAGUCACAUCAGUGGGCGGAGUCACAUCCGUGGGCGGGGCCCAGUGUCGACCCAAAGCCUUUUGAUAAGUUUUAAAUAGAGAUGUUUCUGUUUAUGUGUGCAGAUGAGUAAUAAAGUGUACAGAAGUGCU
Molecule: messenger RNA, 2744 nt
Organism: Paramormyrops kingsleyae
Lineage: Eukaryota; Metazoa; Chordata; Actinopteri; Osteoglossiformes; Mormyridae
Product: protein phosphatase 1B-like
Biological process (GO): protein dephosphorylation
Molecular function (GO): manganese ion binding; protein serine/threonine phosphatase activity; magnesium ion binding
Source: RefSeq, a predicted model, not a curated record